AGGCCUUUGUGCUAUUGGGGAAAAUUUAGGUUGUAUGUCUUAUAGAAAAUAGUGGACGUGAUACGUUAUUUUACCAUUUUAUUUGCUGUAAGGUUUCCGAAUUUGUUUUUGAUUUCGUGGGAGAAGGGAGAGACAAGACCGUAUUCACUCGCGGAAUUGAAGGCACUGGCGAUUGCAGAUGUCGUACUACUCGUCGUCCCACGGCUCCUCCCGAAACUCGGACUGCAAGGUCUAUGUGGGAGACCUGGGCAAUGGCGCGGCCAAGGGCGAGCUUGAGCGGGCCUUCAGCUACUACGGGCCCUUACGCAGCGUCUGGGUGGCCAGAAACCCUCCCGGCUUCGCCUUCGUCGAGUACGAAGACUCCCGAGACGCCGAGGACGCUGUGAAGGGCAUGGACGGCAAAGUGCUUUGCGGCUCUCGGAUCAGAGUGGAGCUCUCCACCGGCUUGUCCAGGAAGACCCGCUACGGCCGCCCCAGUCGCAGGCACUUCGACCCUAACGACCGUUGCUACCAAUGUGGAGACAAGGGCCACUACGCGUACGACUGCUACCGCUUCAGCAAGAGAGGCGGCAGCCGGCGAAGCAGGUCUCGUUCCCGGUCCCGCUCCCGGUCCCGCUCCAGGUCCAGAGGACGUCGCUACCGCUCCCGUAGCCGUAGCAACGACCGCAGGUACCGUUCCCCAUCGUACGCCAAGCGCAGAAGCAGGUCCGGCUCUCCUGCCCGCUCCAGGUCCAGGACUCCAGUACGGAGUCGGUCCCGCUCUCGCUCCCGCUCCCGCUCCGUGUCGCGGCCCCGGGGGCGCUCUGUCUCGCGCUCUCGCUCCCGGUCCCGAUCACGCUCCAGGUCCCGCUCCCCCAGCCCCAAGAGAGACGGGUCACCCAUCCAAGAAUGACCUGGCCAGACCUUGCUUAGCUUCAGAGACGCACAAAGCUGAUCAGCUCAGACUCCAGGGGGCAGUGUUUGGGUGACGGCUGGAGGCCCCUCUUUUUUUUUUUUUUUCUUUUUUCUUCCUCAGAUCCAGCCUCCCUGUUGAUUAGCUUCAGUGAAAACAAAACCCAAAAGAGAGAAAUCAGACGUGAUCAGACUCCAGAGACGAAUCUGCAGGCUUUUUUUUUGUUUUUCUUAGAGUGGGGGAGUCGACCUGCGCAAGCCCUGACCAGGUUCAUCCUUGCUGAGUUUUUUUAACGUCCGCGAGGGAAAAGAGCUGACGAGACCUCAGCCUCCGCCCAUCGGGGGUUAAAGAGGUCGUCCGACGCACGUUUCGACAAGACACUUCCUGCGCAUACACACAUCGCUCUUCUCCCUCCCCUCCCCCCUACCCCCACCCCCCUUCAUUACCCACCUGAACGCCGCGAUGAGAUCAGUCAUCCGCUGCCUUGUAAGCCCCGCCCAAAGAUCCGGCCUCUCGCUUAGCUUCUGAGGGUGGGAGGAGACCUGACGAGAGAUCAGUCUUCAAGACCCUCCAGUGUGUCUACAAGUUCUCGCGUCCGUCGAGUCUCUGUUCUUGUUGUUUCUGCCAGUGUCUCCAAAGGUAACCCAUUCAAGAGUCAAUGUCAUUUAUGAUCAGAACCCAGCGCCGAACGCAUAUACUCCCAAGACUGCAGUAGCAAAGCCAUUCAUGCAGUUUCUCUGUGGCAUAGCCUUUUCAGUACUCCAUUCCCUCCCUAACUGUUUUUAGGUCUGUGUUUUAGAUCUGGAUAAUAGGAACUGAACGGGUAGUAGUGUUGAAUUAAUAACCUGUGGGAGGGUUUGCCUGAUUUAUGUUCAAUAAAACUAGAGCGUUUAGCUGUUGGUCUUGGGAGAUGCAGCAUUAGCCUGACAUUACUCUGUGGCUUUAGUGUUUUAACUUGAGCUGUUAAUUCUGCCACUUGUCCAUAAAGUAGUUGUUCCCGUGUGUUGGAUUGAAUGGCUGGGACUUGGGUUCCCCUGGGUUCUGAAUCACAUGUGCGUCUGGGGCUGCUGCAGCCCAGAGCACAGCCUUUGUCCUCUUAAGUACCAGGUGCAGGGGAAUCGCGUGCCUAAGAAUAUGCUUAUUGGAGGCAGUCUUGUUAUCCCCCCCCCCGCCGUUUUUGGUUUGGUUUGGGGGGGUAGGGUGGAAGUGCAGGACCCACACUCUGUCCUCGGCUCCUGUCCGACUCCCAGCCUCUCCCUGCUGGGUGGUGUUCACACCUCAGAUGGCCCACUCACCGCUAACUCCUGGCUCGUCAGCUUCCUUCAUCCCCGAUGAAUGCCUUUGCAAGAUCCUUUUUGUUUCAUUAUGUAGUGUAAUGUAAUUUAAAUUGGAAAGGUGUGAGUGACGCACUGCCCCCCUCCUGUGGCCCUGGCCUUCCAUUACCGGAGCACUUUGAGGUGGUCUGGUCGUGGGGGAGCAGCGCUGAGUGGGUCUUGCAGGGGUCAAACGUGCUGAGGGGGAGCUGGGAGCGGGGCAGGAGCCGGGGAAGGGUGUGCGCGGGAGGCACUGCCGCUGUGGAGGCUGGUUCCUCUGCUGCCCCGUACUAACGCCCCUCUCUGUUCCUUUCAGCCGUUCCAGGUCCGCCAGCCAGAAAAAGAGCCCCACUCCCAACGGUGACUGACGGGGAGAAAGGAGGACCCCCCUCCCCAAUUCCCCCACCCUAUAACCCUACCCUCUCCCCUCACCCACCCUUGGAGCUUUGAAGGCUUUUUAUUUGAUAAUUUCUGUCUGUUAAUUUUAAGGCUACCCUCCUCCUUUGUCCCAUUACUUUCUAUAGCCGUGCAAGUUUCAGUUGUAUCAUGUCUGGCCCAGCCCCGUCCCCCUCAGUCCAGACGGCACAUUCCACAAACUGCCUGUUUGGAUGUUUCAUCUGCCCUGGUUUAAUUUUUUUUUAAUUUUUUUUUUUUUUUAAAGAAAUUAGAUAUUUAAGUAUUUUUAGCUUUUUAUUAUUUUAUUUUUCUUUUCUCAAUUUUGUUUGCCAGUCUUACUUUCACUUUUUUUUUUCUGAACUCCCAAUAUGACGGAUACAGCGUGGGGCACGCAGAAGUUGGUGGUUUGAGUUGUAAUGUGCUGUAGUUGUGAGUGUACAGGACCCUCAAUGGUUCGGCCAACAUGAAAUUGCAUCAGAGCUCAGCUGGAAACAGGAUUUCAUUUUUCUUCUCUUUGGAAUGUAACUUCCUGGAAAAUGGUCAUUUGAUUUUUUUUAAAUAAAGUACUUGUACACAAA
Messenger RNA from Conger conger (European conger), 3179 nucleotides. It is a transcript of the gene srsf7a, whose product is annotated as serine and arginine rich splicing factor 7a. Gene Ontology annotation, cellular component: ASAP complex; nuclear speck; nucleoplasm. Bases 179 to 892 code for a protein of 237 amino acids. Gene Ontology annotation, biological process: mRNA splicing, via spliceosome. The record is from RefSeq and is a predicted model, not a curated record. Gene Ontology annotation, molecular function: RNA binding; zinc ion binding. The transcript is spliced from 8 exons. Lineage: Eukaryota; Metazoa; Chordata; Actinopteri; Anguilliformes; Congridae.